CUUCUGGUCCAUCAAUCGGCAUUGACGAAGCACGUGAUCCAAGCAAAGCAACAAAUGCCACGAUGACGUACCCCGUGAUUUUGAGAAUUGGAGCUACUCUACCAAGCUUGGAGAAGUUCUUUUUUGAACGUCGAUACCUGAUAUUUGUAUUUUGUUUAUAAAUUGAUCCCAUCUACAAAAAACAUCGAAUUUGAUCCUUGUUGUACAACUUCAGCUGAGAUCAAUCGGCGGGGCCGCAAGCUUAGCCAUACACGAAAAAAAAAGCUGUAAAUUUACAUUAUAACCUCAAGAUGUGGGAUCAAUUGGAACCAACUCCUCCACAUAUAACCUAUCUUUUCCUUCCGCUAUUCUUGAUAAUAUAUGCUCUCUUCUCAAACUUCAUCCGGGAUCAUCUUCAUCUCUCAGAGCCUCCUCUCGCCGUCCUAUUUGGUAUCGUUCUUGGCCCAUAUGUACUCAAAGUACUCACCCCAAAGCAAUGGGGAUUCGAUGAUGAAAUUAUGCAGGAAAUCACUCGUGUGAUAGUAGGCAUUCAAUGUUUUGCGGUAGGAAUAGAGCUUCCUAAACACUAUUUUAAAAGACAUUGGAAAUCCGUUCUCUGUCUAUUAGGUCCGGUUAUGACAUUUUCCUGGGCUAUUACUUCAUUUUUCGCAUACUUCAUUUUCCAGACAACUGUGCCUACAGCUCUGAUUAUAGGAGCUUGUCUCUCGCCAACUGAUCCGAUUCUUGCUAACUCGGUCCUUUCGGAAUCUCGAUUCAGUAAACGAGUUCCUCCACGUAUCCGACAUCUUCUUUCAGCUGAGUCGGCAUGUAAUGAUGGAGUUUCCUUUCCAUUCCUUUACAUUGGCUUGGUGAUUUUUACCACGCAUGGAGGUCCCGGUGAAGCUAUUAAGGAAUGGAUAACCAUCACGCUGCUGUGGCAAUGUGCACUCGGCAUUAUAACAGGUCUCAUACUCGGGAACAUUGCAAAUCGACUACUACGAUUUUCUGACGCUCGCGAGUAUAUAUCUAGACCAUCUUUUGUAGUAUUUUAUCUUCUUCUCGCAAUUCUUUCAAUUGGUAUAGGAUCAAUUCUCGGCUCGGACGAUUUCCUAGUCGCUUUUGGCGCCGGUGUUGGUUUCGCGCACGAUGGAUGGUUCUCUAAGAAAACCAGAACCGUAGCUUUUCCAGUCAUUGUAGAUCACAUACUCAACUCAACCAUGUUCGUGUAUUUCGGCUCUAUUAUCCCCUGGGAUCAAUUUCAACCAACAACAAUCACCCCAAAUAUCAAAUCCUGGACUCUCGUCCUCUUUUUAAUACUCGUCCUCCUCUUUCGCAGAAUCCCAAUCCUUCUCCUUGCUAAACCUAUCAUCCCCGAUAUUCGCACGUAUCGCGAAGCUCUCUUUGCUGGCCACUUUGGACCUAUGGGCGUAGGCGCUUUAUUCCUUGCUAUAGAAGCGAGAGCACAACUCGAAAGAGGUACUUCGCUUCCUCUUCCAACGCCAAGGUUUCCUCACGAAUCAGGCCCGGUUAGCGAGGAUACAAAGGCUAUCUGGAUUAUUUGGCCAGUGGUCUGUUUUGUGGUGUUGGGAAGUACGAUGGUGCAUGGAUUGAGUGUGUUGGGAAUUAGUUUAGGAAGUCAUUUUAUGAGGAAGGAAGGGGAGAGAGCACCAUUGUUGGGAGGAGAGACGGAUGGGUUAGAGGGUAUGAUUUAUGAAGGGGGUGGAGGGGAGAGUGAACCAGAGGUUAGUGGGAGUGAGGCUGAAUAGAGGAUGGGUCGGAGGACUUCUUGAUAAGGAUGGGAUGAUUUCUUGGUACUUUUUAAAAGUAAUGUAGCUGUUGGCUAUGCGUGUUUCAGAAAUAAAAGCCCCACUGCAUUUUUAAAAUAAAAAGUAUAAAUGAAAUAUACACUAUUCAUUCGACAAGGUUCUUCAUUCCUCUUCUUCUAUACAUAUCAUAUAGAUACACAUGAACAGCACAGGUACGCACAUCAUGUUAAUACGAUAAAUAUUUGAUAAUUUCAAUUGUAAAGAAUCAUUAUGAAAUAAAAUCCGGGGAAUAAUGAUUUAUUUUUGGUUUUAUCCAUGCUUGGAAAAAUACUCGUUAUGAUGUUGAAGAGGUCAUCCACAUAUAACAGGAUCUGGGGGAAUUGAAGGAUA
This is a messenger RNA of Sclerotinia trifoliorum, 2135 nucleotides long. NCBI's taxonomy places the organism in Eukaryota, Fungi, Ascomycota, Leotiomycetes, Helotiales, Sclerotiniaceae. The record is from the annotation of a GenBank genome assembly.